Rubroshorea leprosula is the source of this 1327-nucleotide messenger RNA. NCBI's taxonomy places the organism in Eukaryota, Viridiplantae, Streptophyta, Magnoliopsida, Malvales, Dipterocarpaceae. The record is from the annotation of a GenBank genome assembly.
ACCAAAAUUUGUUCUUCCAGCUACCAAACUGAAAUGUUUUUCCUUGAGAAAGUGCCGAAAAAUGUCUAAGCAAUUGUUUUUGAAGUACUUGGAUUUUCUUAGGCCAUUAUAUCAAAGGAUACGAGGAUGUAAGCCAGGUGACAAAUCCAAAGGUGUUGAUGCAAGAGUACAGCCACGCGAUUCUGCUCUUCUUCUUCUCCCCUGUAGCCGAACAAAGAGCCCCAGCCACCGACAACACCCCCUCUUGGGAAACGAAAAUUUCAGAUCUACUUUAUUCCUUCCCUUGCUCUUGGCUAUGUGUGGGUGUGAAUUUUUCAAAUUUCUGAUCCCCCUGAUUUCUCCUUCCAUUCCGUCAGCCUCCCCCAAACUCGCCAGCUCCGGUUUGCUUGCUGAAUUUUCUGGUUCUUGAUUAUUCUGUCACCCUAGCACUUGGAGUGAGUUUUCUGUGUUAUACGAUUGAGGUAAGUAAAUUAUGGUAACUCCUUUCGAUUUCAAAGUAAAAGCAUAUUUUAAAUUGUUUUUAACAUGGUGGCAAGGUUUAAUUGAUUUUAUUAGCACCGAGCAUGAUUGAUUUGAAAUGGAAUUAUUAUCAUUUUCAUUGAGUAGAGCACGCCUCCUUGGAGUUUACUUAACUGCCCUGAUGAACUGAGAAUUUUUGUAAAUUAUGAUUUUCCUGUUAAAUCCAUGCCCACAUGGGAUUUUUCUGGUUUAUUCUUUAAAUUUGAGAUUGAUUGUGAAUUAUUGAUUUUUCAUGUAAAUCCUGCAUGAUUUUGUCUUUAACAUAGUCAUGAUUACUGACGCCCGCUAGUGGGAGUUUGCAAUCGCUAGCACAUGUCAACAUGUUUAUCGAUAGGAUCGGUUCAUUCUGUAAUCCUGCUAAUGGGAUAAUACAUUGAUUAUUACUGACGCCUGCUAGUGGGAGUCUGCUAGUGGGAGUUUGUUAAACACUGGCCAUGGCUUAUAGAUGGCACUAUUACUGAAUCUUAUUCUGCAUUAACGGUUUAUCAUUGAACGUUUUGUUAUGUUAAAUUGUUUAUCAGGCAUACUUAAAAUUUUAUUCACGGGCUAUCCAUAUUUUUACUUACUGAGAUAUCUUAUCUCAUAGUUUUCCUUGUCCACCAUUUUAGGAAGUGAGACCCGAGGGACGGUUAACCAGGGGAAGUGACAAGCUAGAAGGCUAGUCAGUAUUUUGGACUUAGAUCCUUUUUGGACUUAGACCGUUAGUCACACAUGCUUGACAUAGAUGUUAAAUGAUAAAUCAUUUUUUUGUAUACUGAGUUUCCCUUGGUUAUAGCCAUUGACUGUUUUAUAAACUUUCGUACAUUUU